Molecule: messenger RNA, 2103 nt
Organism: Acanthosepion pharaonis
Lineage: Eukaryota; Metazoa; Mollusca; Cephalopoda; Sepiida; Sepiidae
Source: the annotation of a GenBank genome assembly
AUGUCGACAACUCUUAGUUACCAUGGAUUAAGGUGUGCACAUCAAGCCAGAGAAGCAGAAGAACACAGAACAGCCCAAAGACGGAGAAAUACACUCCUUCUAGUCUUGCAUUACCUUCAAGAAGAAGGCUACCGGGAAACAGCUAAUUGUCUUUUAUCAGAAGCAACCAUUGAUGUCAACCGAUAUGAGGUCUGCGACAAUAUUGAUUUGGAGACCAUCAUCAUGGAUUAUGAGAACUAUUACCACCUCAAGUUUUCCAAAUAUCCACGGAUUGCCAAAAAAAUAUGCCAGAGUGCAGGAGGACGAAGAUCCUUUGAAAACAAAGUCAACAACAGCAAUAACUUUUGUCGACCAACUGGAACUCUACCACACAUUUCGGGCACAUGCAGACCGCCAAGUUCUCCUCCUUUUCCAAACCAUUCAAAACAAUUUGCAUGCAAACAAAAGCCACUAACACCGGCUAAUAAAAAGGCCAACUCUUCAAAUACCAAUUCCAAUUCCUCUUCAAACUCACAGUCAACUGAGAAUCUUUCCUAUUUUCCUUUAAAUUUAUUUUGCUAUUCAUUUUUGCUAUUUGCUCACGAUUACCGAUUUGAUAUCAUCACUUUCUUCCUCCUCUUCUCCUACUGCUCCCACACCUCCUUCAUUUUCUCAGCUUUUCUUUUCUCUUUUCCUUCCUCUAUUUUCUUUAUCUUUUCUUCACUUUCUUAUUUAUUUUCCCCUCUCUCCCUCCUCUUCUUUCCUUCUACUCUGCUCCUCUUUCCAUUUCUCCUCUUUUUUAUCAUUUUUCCUUACUCUCCUUUUUUUCCUAACUUUUCCUCUUCCCAUGCUUUUCUUUUUGCUUUGUUACUCUUUCUUUCUUUCUUUCUUUCUUUCUUUCUUUCUUUCUUUCUCCCUUCAUGCUUACAUACUUUACUUUUUCUUUUGUCAUCUUUCCCUUUCACUCCUUCACUCUCUAAUCUUUCUGUCUUCUUCUUUGUCUUUUUCUUCCCAUUCCUCUAUUCUUCUCUGCCCCCACCUUUUUUCUUUUCUCCCUCAUUUACCAAAUUUGGUCAGGUCAUUGACAUUCGUUCUAUGCUGAAUGAUUCUACACGGAUGAAUCUAGAAGAAGGUUCGGAACAGCAUCAGCAGGAUCGUCUCCUAAAGCCACUUGGUGGUUACCUUGCAUACAACAAUGAAUGGCGAGAUUUGGCACAACUAAUCAGUCGGGAAAUAUACCUACAGAACCCCAACCUCAGCUGGGAUGACAUUAUUGGUUUAGAUGAAGCCAAACGAUUAGUCAAAGAAGCUGUGGUUUAUCCAAUUAAAUACCCUGCAUUAUUCAAAGGAAUUCUGUCACCUUGGAAAGGCUUACUACUAUAUGGACCCCCUGGAACUGGCAAGACGCUUUUAGCCAAAGCUGUGGCUACUGUUUGCAAGACAACAUUCUUCAAUAUAUCGGCUUCUAGCAUUGUAAGCAAAUGGCGAGGCGACUCAGAAAAGCUUGUUCGAGUUUUGUUUGAACUUGCAAGGUUCCAUGCCCCAUCCACCAUCUUCUUGGAUGAACUUGAUUCUGUGAUGAGUCAGAGAGGAUCAAAUGGUCAGGGAAUUGAACAUGAAGGAAGUAGAAGGAUGAAAACAGAACUUCUCGUUCAGAUGGAUGGCCUAGCCAAAACCGAUGAUCUGGUCUUCCUCUUGGCUGCUUCCAACAUGCCUUGGGAACUGGAUCAUGCAAUGCUUCGUCGCCUUGAGAAACGGAUUCUUGUCGACCUGCCUACUACCAAAGCUCGGAAGGCUAUGUUCAACCUACAUUUACCCAAAGUGGUCAUACCCAAAGAAGGAGGACUAGAACUUUUAACAGAUUUGGACUAUGAUCUUCUAGCAAAGAAAACUGAAGGCUAUUCAGGUUCGGAUAUAAAACUCGUAUGUAAAGAAGCUGCAAUGAGGCCAGUGAGAAAAAUAUUCAACAUUCUUGAGAAUCAUACAGAAGGGGAAGACCUUCAUAUUAAACUGGACACCUUAACGACAGCAGAUGUGUUGGUUGCUCUUGAAAGAACAAAACCAUCUGCACGGAACUUGACUGGAAAAUAUGCAGCAUGGCAAACUGAAUAUGAAUCUGUAUAG